UUUUCUAUAAGAGCUGAAAUGAAAACUACAACGAUCACAAAGACAGAGAACAACGCUCAUUGAAAAGGCAUGAAUGUAGACGCCACAUUUGGUGUAUAAGAAAGACUGCCUUGAUUCAGCACCCUGAACUACUACUACUGCUACUACUACAGUCAGCAGUCAGUUUGUGCUGAGAGAUAUUACACUGAACUAUUAAAGGACAAACUGAAGGUGUAAUUUUGAAGAUGAGAUCCAGCCUGGUGUUAGCCGCUCUUCUCUGCUUCACCACAUGGAUGAGCAUAGCCAAUGCAAACCAUGGAAUGGGUGGACAAUGGUGUUGUAUGCAGUGGUCGACCACCAGAGUCCCAGCUAAUCGAAUUGCGAACUACACAAUUCAGCCUGAAGGAGUCUGUCCAGUCUCAGCCAUAAUAUUUCGCACAACGCGUGGAAAGACAAUUUGCUCCGACCCUGACAACGCCUGGACAAAGAGAGCCAUGAAGAAGGUGGACGAGGAAAAAAAAAAACUCCAACAGAAUGAAGAUGAAUCAACAAGCGACAUCACACCAGCAGCAUCCACCAUGUCAAAAAACGGACCACCGAAAGGCAGAAAGGGAAGGAAACGACAGAGGCAAAGAUCCGGGAGAGGGAGGAAGAGGCAGAACAAACGUGUCUGAGGAAUCACAAGACAAAUAAAAGUUGCCACAGUCAGCAAACAUUACUCAUUCCAAUUGGACUUGUCCUGGUAUAUUUCAACAGUAAACUAACCUGAAACUGAAACAAGCCCUGUAUUAUUGUAGCAACGUUUUAAUAUGCUAUAUAUAUUUUAAUAUAUGGACCCAUAUCUUGUUGUUAUUAAUAUGUGUAUGUG
Molecule: messenger RNA, 847 nt
Organism: Larimichthys crocea (large yellow croaker)
Lineage: Eukaryota; Metazoa; Chordata; Actinopteri; Sciaenidae
Product: regakine-1
Exons: 3
Coding region: 225-653 (142 amino acids)
Biological process (GO): immune response
Cellular component (GO): extracellular region
Molecular function (GO): chemokine activity
Source: RefSeq, a predicted model, not a curated record